AUGAAGACAAUGUUGUCCUUUCUUUUAUUAAUUUCUAUUCCAGCGUUAAUAUCCUCUGAUUUCAUAAUAACAGAAGCAGAGCAGCAUAAGGGUGAUUAUGCGAACACUUUAUCAAAUGCUCUGAAGCUGGCCAGAAGAACACCGAAGGGGGAUCUUGAAAUCUAUAGUAUGAAGAUUGAUUGCAAAGUUACAUCUAGAUUUGCUCACAAUGUGGUAAUCACCCGGGUGGUAAAUCGAGCAAAUGAGUCAAGGGAAGCUUUCUUUGAAAUGGAAUUACCCAAAACAGCCUUCAUUACCAACUUCAGCAUGACUCUAGAAGGAGUGACAUAUGUGGGAGCUGUGAAAAAGAAAGAAGUUGCUCAGCAACAGUACCAGCAAGCUGUUUCACGGGGACAGACCGCAGGGCUUGUAAAAGUAUCUGGAAGAAAAAUGGAGAAGUUUAAAGUAUCAGUAAAUAUCGGACCGACCAAAAAAGUCACAUUUGAACUAACAUAUGAAGAAUUACUAAAACGUAACCUGGGGAAAUACCAGAUGAAUAUCAGAGUAAAACCUCAGCAACUUGUCAACCAUUUCCAGAUUGAUGUACACAUUUCUGAACCACAAGGGAUUGCCUUUCUGAAUGUUGAUGCAAAGUUCCUAAAUAAUAAUCUGACUUCACUUGUGAAAAAGACUCUUACUAGAACAAAGGGACAUGUUUCCUUCAAACCAACACUUGAAGAACAGCGCAAAUGUCCUGAUUGUCAUGAAACAAUUCUGGACGGAGAUUUCAUCAUAGAGUAUGAUGUCAAUAGAGACCUGUCUGCUGGUAGUGUUCAGAUUGUAAACGGAUAUUUUGUUCAUCACUUCGCACCUGCUAAUUUAUCCAGAAUCCCUAAAAAUGUCAUCUUUGUGAUUGACCACAGUGGAUCCAUGUCAGGAAUUAAAAUGCAUCAGACAAAUGAAGCUCUUCUAAAAAUUUUAGAUGACAUGAACCCAAAGGAUCAUUUUGCAAUUAUUAUAUUUGAUGAUACUUUUGAAACAUGGAACAAUACCAUAUUUCAAGCAACUCCGAGCAAUGUGAAUGAAGCUAAAAACUUUGUACAAACUAUUUCAGCCAGAGGAGGAACAAAUAUAAAUUCUCCUAUGUUGGAAGCAGUAAGAAUUCUGGACAAGGCCCAUCAAGACAAGCAACUGCCUGAAAGAAGUGUCUCCAUGAUUAUUUUGUUAACUGAUGGUGAUCCAAAUACAGGAGAAUCAAACCCAACAAAAAUCCAGCAGAAUGUUAAAAAUGCUGCCAAUGACAGGUACAACGUGUACUGCCUUGGCUUUGGUUAUGAUGUUAAGUACAGUUUUCUGGAGAAAAUGGCACUGGAGAAUAAUGGUGUAGCACGGAGAAUUUAUGAGGACUCAGAUGCUCCCUUACAGCUCCAGGGUUUUUAUGAUGAGGUGGCGAAUCCUUUGCUUUUGAAUAUUGAAUUGCAAUAUCCAGAGAAUGCCAUUUCAGAAUUAACGCAGAGCAAUUUUAAACAGUAUUACGAUGGUUCUGAAAUUGUCGUGGCUGGCAAGAUUUCAGAUGAUAACCUGGAAUCACUCAUAGCAGAGGUCCUUGCUCACACUGCCAAUGAAAACCUAAUACUAAAAGCUGAAGUGAAGGUAUCAGAAGUUGAAAAUGUGACUCAGCAGCAGCAAUACAUUUUUGGUGAUUUUACUGAGCGACUGUGGGCUUAUUUGACCAUACAACAGCUCUUAGAGAAGCGGGUUUCUGCAGCGGCAAAUGAAAAGAAAAACCUAACGGACCGAAUACUGGAGCUUUCGCUCAAGUACAGCUUUGUAACACCGUUAACAUCAAUGGUUGUCACAAAACCAGAGGAAACUAAGAAAGACAGCUUUGUGGUUGACAAACCGUCAGAAGAUGUUCUCCAGGAUACCAAUUGGGUAAGUUUUUUCAAUUCAUAUGUCAGCACUUCAAAUCCCUACUUAUACCUUGACAGUGAUCCUCAUUUUAUCAUUUCAAUAAAUGAUCACAGUGAUGCCAUUUGUUUCAACAUUGAUGGGAAACCAGGUGCAAUUCUAAAUCUGGUCACAGAUCCUUAUACAGAUUUUGUGGUAAAUGGAGAGUUGAUUGGAGAAAAGAAAAUAGAAAAUAUUGAUAAAAUAAACACUUACUUUGGAAAGUUUGGAAUUGUGAACAACAGAAUGGAUAUGAAAGUUGAAGUAUCAACUAAAAUGAUUACGGUCUUUCAUGGAGAAGACAAAAUUAUUUUCCCUUGGUCAGCGACAGCAUCUUUAACAAAAGAGAGUUUCUCAAUUUCAAUCAUGAAAGAAAGGAAUCUCACACUAACAAUGGGAGAUGAUGCAACAUUUGUUAUUGUGCUGCAUCGGGUCUGGAAAAAUCAUCCUCUACACAGAGACUUUCUGGGAUUUUAUACAAUUGACAGCCACAGGCUUUCAAAUAUGACCCAUGGAUUACUCGGCCAGUUUUACCAAGAAGUAAAUGCUGAGAUAUAUAACAUUCGCCCCGGCUUAGAUCAAGGCAAAUCUGAUGCAACAAUGAUUGUUAAAGGUCACAAACUUAGAGUUACAAGGGGGUACCAGAAAGAUUACAGAUUUGAUCCAAAGCGUGGUACCAAUCUCCCAUGCUGGUUUGUUCACUACAACGGGAAAGGAUUUAUUGAUGGAAUUCCCACUGACUACAUUGUUUCUUCUUUAUUUGACUCGAUAUAUCCAUAA
Messenger RNA from Carcharodon carcharias (great white shark), 2709 nucleotides. Its product is annotated as inter-alpha-trypsin inhibitor heavy chain H3-like. The record is from RefSeq and is a predicted model, not a curated record. The transcript has 21 exons. NCBI's taxonomy places the organism in Eukaryota, Metazoa, Chordata, Chondrichthyes, Lamniformes, Lamnidae. Bases 1 to 2709 code for a protein of 902 amino acids. Gene Ontology annotation, biological process: hyaluronan metabolic process. Gene Ontology annotation, molecular function: serine-type endopeptidase inhibitor activity.